This is a messenger RNA of Ceratitis capitata (Mediterranean fruit fly), 2056 nucleotides long. RefSeq names its product sodium-dependent nutrient amino acid transporter 1 (gene List). The record is from RefSeq and is a predicted model, not a curated record. The coding region runs from base 1 to 1863 and encodes 620 amino acids. Gene Ontology annotation, biological process: sodium ion transmembrane transport. Gene Ontology annotation, cellular component: membrane. Gene Ontology annotation, molecular function: L-amino acid transmembrane transporter activity. NCBI's taxonomy places the organism in Eukaryota, Metazoa, Arthropoda, Insecta, Diptera, Tephritidae. The transcript has 10 exons.
AUGUCCGCUGAAGAGGAGCUACUCCAGCUACGACCACGUGACGUGGAAAUUGCCGCUGCAAAGGAUACGAAAUCAACAGCUGCCGAUGAGUCAACAAUCGCACCGAAACCCAAAGAGCAGUGGGGCAAUGAAAUUGAAUUUCUAUUCUCCUGCAUUUCAUUGUCUGUAGGCUUGGGCAAUAUUUGGCGUUUUCCAUAUAUCGCCUUCCAGAAUGGUGGUGGCGCUUUUGUCAUACCAUAUUUAAUUGUUUUACUAAUUAUUGGACGACCGGUGUAUUAUUUGGAGAUCAUAUUGGGACAAUUCUCAGGACGUGGCUGUAUUAAGGCAUUCAAUAUGACGCCAAUUAUGAAGGGUGUUGCCGCUGGUCAGGUGCUUGCCACUGGCGCCUCCAUUACUUACUACUCGAGCAUAAUGGCCUUAACUUUACGUUUUCUAAUAGCUUCCUUUUCGAAAGUCCUGCCAUGGAGUUACUGUCGCGAGGAGUGGGGCGAUAGGUGCCUUAAUGAAACAACCUCAGCAGCUGCUAAUGACAGCACAAUGAGCAGCCUUGUGAAUGAGCAGAGGGCAAAGAUGUCACCAGCGGAAUUGUAUUUUCAAAAAGAAAUUUUGCAUGAACAAGAUGACAUUUUCAAUGGCUUAGGCACACCUAAUUGGGAGUUGGUAGGCUGCUUGGCGGUGGCCUGGUGCAUAAUUGGUGGUGUGCUGAUAAGAGGCGUGAAGAGCUCCGGUAAGGCUGCAUACUUUCUGGGCGUUUUCCCCUAUGUGGUGCUAAUUGUGUUACUGCUGCGCGCUGUUACUCUGCCCGGUGCUAUGGAUGGUAUAAUUUACUUCUUCAAACCACAAUGGUCGGAAUUGUUAAAUCCACUGGUCUGGUAUGCGGCAGUUACACAAGUUUUCUUCUCACUUGCAAUUUGUUUUGGCACUCUGAUCACCUACGCCUCCUACAAUAAUUUUUCACGCAAUGUUUAUAAUGACAUAGUCAUUAUCACCACUAUGGACUCAUGUUCAUCCAUUAUAGCGGGCUGCAUUACCUUUGGCAUACUGGGCAAUUUGGCCUUCAAGACUGGUGCGCCGGAUGUAGCCAGCGUUGUUAAGGGCGGUGCUGGUUUGGCUUUCAUAUCGUACCCUGACGCCAUUGCCAAAUUCGAAUUCAUUCCACAGGCAUUCGCGGUCCUUUUCUUUUUGAUGUUAUUUGUAUUAGGUAUCGGCAGUACGGUUGGCAUGGGCUCCUGCAUUGUACGUGUGAUACGUGAUCGUUGGGUGCGUGCACCGAACUGGGCAUUAGCGCUGAGUUUAGCUGUGUUGGGCUUCACCGUAAGUAUUGUUUAUAUGACACCUGGUGGCCAGUUUGUGCUGAAUCUGGUGGAUUUCUAUGGCGUAUCGUUUACGGCGCUAAUUUUGGCUAUAUGUGAACUAUUGGCUGUUGGUUGGGUUUAUGGUGUGAAACGCUUCUGCGCCGACAUUGAAUUCAUGGUUGGUUUGAAAACUGGUAUUUAUUGGCGCAUUUGUUGGGGUAUCAUCACACCUGGUCUAAUGUUAGCUGUGCUCAUUUAUACACUCAUCGAUUUGAAACCGUUAACAUACAAAAACAUCGAUUAUCCGGGUAUAGCGCACACAUUUGGCUGGUGCUUAUCCGCUAUUGGUCUACUGCAAAUACCUGGCUGGGCUCUGUAUGGUGUUUUAAAACAGAAAAACUGCGCUAACUUCCUUAGUAAAAUUUAUGCUGCCGCUGCUCCUGCUAAAACAUGGGGUCCAUUGGAGAUUCAAAAUCGUGAAGAAUAUAGAAAUCAUCGCCGGAAGUGUGAACUGCAAACAAAGAAGAGAUCAGUUUUACAAAGAGCUUAUGAGAACAUAUUUGGUUGAGUUACCUUACAAGCAGCUUUUGCUAUAAAUUUAAUAAAAAAAAAAAAUUGUAUUGAAAAUUCUUUUCUAUGUGACUAAGUAUGUUUUUAAUUUUUUCUCAUAACGUAAAUUACACUUUAGACUCGCUUCUGUAGUUAGUAAUAAAUUAAAUUAAAAAAAAAAAUAAAUUCAAAACUAAACUACUUCAUUUUCA